GAACUUCUCUGUGCAGAAUCAAAGUGUGUCUGAGUUUAGCUGUGUGUGGUCUGAGGGGGGGUCAGGCGUUUGCAUCUCAUUUCCUGCUUCGCUCUGUGUUAAAGUCGCCAUCAUUACUCAGACAGAUUGACAGCUGAGGGGCGGAGUCUUGCAGCUUCAGAGUCCACUUCAGAUGGUGGCCAUGUUGGUUCCGGUUUUAUUGUUGCUCCUGAUGAUGAUGAGGAUGAUGAAGUCAGAGAUCAUCACUGCUCACAGCGGUGAAGCCGUUCUGCUGAACGCAGACCUUCAGGAGGUGGGGGUGAGGCACAGACCUGAUGUCAGGUGGACUCACCCCCACCUGGUGAUGUCACUGAAGAGCAACGUGACCACGUGUCACCACGGACGCUGCGAGCUGCUGAAAAACGGUUCGCUGAGAUUCGGGCGAGUUGCAGUUGCAGACUCAGGAAACUACAGCCUGCAGGUGUUUGAUGAAGAUGGGACACGACUGAAGACGAGAGACUUCCUGCUCAUAGUGGAGGCAGAGAGCAGCAGCAGCAGUGUGGUGCUGUCUGUGUUGAUGGGCGUCAUCCCCCUCCUGCUGUUCUUCAUCAUCAUCUUCAUCAUCAUGAGGAGGAGGAACCAGAGGAUGAGGAAAACCACAGGUCAGCUGCAGGAAAAUGUUUACGUCGUGAUGCACAGUAACCCUGGCAACAAGAGCAAAGACGAGGAAGAGGAGAGAGAGGAGGAGUGUCAUUAUGGUAUGACACACACACACACUCAUGCAGGCCAACAUUUACUAAGAGAUGCUGACUUGUUCUACUCGCUCCACAGUUCCCUGUGAUCCUGUCGUUUCCAUGGAAGCACCAAUCACACAGCAGAUGUCUGUGGCUGGAGAGGACAUCUACGUGUGACAACCAAUCAGAGUUCACCUUGUUUUUGGCGUGCUGUGCCUUACCUGGACAUCACAACUCACCUUUAUUUUGCCGUCCACUGCCUCUUGUCUAUAAAAAUAAACUUGUGUGUGUUUGUGGAUGAUUCCUUGAUUUUAGUUUUUAGUUCUUUUGGU
This is a messenger RNA of Chelmon rostratus (copperband butterflyfish), 1045 nucleotides long. RefSeq lists its product as uncharacterized. Bases 173 to 820 code for a protein of 215 amino acids. The record is from RefSeq and is a predicted model, not a curated record. The transcript has 5 exons. NCBI's taxonomy places the organism in Eukaryota, Metazoa, Chordata, Actinopteri, Chaetodontiformes, Chaetodontidae.